GUCACCCCAUUCCGCUCCAUAUAGACUCCCAUCAGGUAGUGGCCGCUGGCUUGUCUCCGUCCUGGGGAAGCUUCUGAGACCCGAGGACUCUCAAGCAGUGGUCACAACGGAGUUCCCAAGAGGGACGCGGAGCGUUGGGACCCGAGGACCCUCCAAGUGCUGACCCUGGGAGGCCAGACCAGGGGCAAAAGUCUCGUGGGCCUCAGGAGCGUCAUUCAGCAGUUCCGGGAGGCCCAGGAAGCCCACGGCCUGGCUUGGGCACCGUCACCGCCGCCAGGCCACCAUGGUCCUCGGCUGGCUGCUGCUUCUGGCAAUGGCUCUGCCCCCGGGCACCACAGGCGCCAAGGACUGUGUGUUCUGUGAGCUGACCGAUUCCAAGCAGUGUCCCGGCAUCCACAUGCAGUGUGGCGACGAUGAGGACUGCUUCACAGGCCAUGGGGUGGCUCCAGGCCUCGGCCCUAUCAUCAACAAAGGUUGCCUGCUGUCCACUUCUUGCGGCCACGAGGAGCCGGUCACCUACAUGGGUGUCACCUACACGCUUACCACCACGUGCUGCUACGGCCACAUGUGUAACAGGGCCCCCAGUCCCGCCAGAUGGGAGGGGCGGGCCGCCGGCCUGGCGCUGGGUGUGCUGCUGCUGCUGCUGCUUCCACGUUUGCUGUGACCAACCUGAAGGGCAGGACCUGGGACUGGUGUCCCGGCUCCGCUGCUCCCCGAGCCCCCCGCCUCCACCCCUUCUCCCCAUUAAAUGGCCAGAGGCCCUGGACAACCUCUUGUGGCCCCGGCUUCAUCCAUUCUAGGGCUGUCCACCCGGAGCCCAGUGCUCGGCGAAGCAUCCUCAGGCCUUAUUCAGUGGUGGGGAGCCAUGCUUGGUGGGUUUGGCUGUACCCCUACUGUAUUUCAUUGGUUCUAAGACGCGUAUCUUUUCACAUUUCGAUCAGGAUGCUUCUUUUCAUUGGUGGCACCUCAGAGUCGAUGAAAUAUGGUUAAAACGAACAAUGACAAUAAUAAAUGACAGCUGAUGUUUA
Molecule: messenger RNA, 1028 nt
Organism: Canis lupus familiaris (dog)
Lineage: Eukaryota; Metazoa; Chordata; Mammalia; Carnivora; Canidae
Gene: SPACA4
Product: sperm acrosome associated 4
Exons: 1
Coding region: 284-664 (126 amino acids)
Source: RefSeq, a predicted model, not a curated record